Molecule: messenger RNA, 510 nt
Organism: Terrapene triunguis (Three-toed box turtle)
Lineage: Eukaryota; Metazoa; Chordata; Testudines; Emydidae
Gene: CD247
Product: CD247 molecule
Exons: 8
Coding region: 1-510 (169 amino acids)
Biological process (GO): cell surface receptor signaling pathway
Cellular component (GO): membrane
Molecular function (GO): transmembrane signaling receptor activity
Source: RefSeq, a predicted model, not a curated record
AUGAAGUGGAAGGGGAUUGUUAUCUCUGCUGUCCUGCAGGCACAGCUCCCAAUUACAGAUGCUGCACCGGUUCCAGGACUGACAGACCCGAGACUGUGCUACAUACUGGAUGGGAUCCUCUUCAUCUAUGCAGUCAUCAUUACGGCCCUCUUUUUGAAAGCUAAGUUCAGCAAAGCCCCUGAAUCCCCAGCACUGCAGGGCCAGAAUGACGUGUAUAAUAAAUUGUCUCGUACAACCAGAGAUGAAUAUGAUGUUCUGGGAACUAAAAAGAGAGGCUCUGACCUUGAAAUGGGAGGGAGAAAUCAGCAGAGAAGAAAGAAGUCGUCUCAGGACACAGUUUACACUUCUUUGCAGAAGGACAAGAUGGGCGAGGCAUACAGUGAAAUUGGGAAGAAGGGAGAGCACCAGAGGCGGCGAGGCAAAGGGAAUGAUGCUGUCUACCAGGGACUCAGCUCCGCAACCAAGGACACAUAUGAUGCCCUCCAGAUGCAGCCGUUGCCCCCUCACUAA